AUGCAGCAGCGUGGUCUUGGCAAGCCUGUUUCUACCCAGCGGCAGCAGCAGCAAGAAGAGCAACGAGCGCAGGAGCAGCAGCAGCAAGAAGAGGAGCAGGCAAGCGAUGAGCGUCCCGCGUUUUCGAGUAGUGGAAGCGAGCAGCUGCGUAUUGCGAGACCUUUUUAUGAAAGGCCGCGUACUCGAGAUGAGUACGCUGCAGUAAAGAAGCAAGCGGCGGCAGCGGCAGCCAGCGCUGCCGCUGCAGAGGCGCGUGAAGGAGGCGACACCCCUAAGCUAUUUUCCUCAGAGGAGGAGGACGAGAACAAAACCAGCGGCAGCUCCAGCAGCAGCGAAGAAGAAGAAGCCUAUCUGACUCGCGAGGGUCAAUUCGUGGAAUUGCCAUUGGAUUCGGCCAUAGAUCCUCAAGUCUUCAAUGCGCUUCCAUUAACCUUGCAGUACCAACUGGAGGGUUACGUGCGCGCCAUACAAACAAACCGGGGAAGGAUGCCUUCGUGUGAUGCUGUCUUUCCUACAGCCGAAACUCCCGCAGUAUUAUGCUUGACGGAUAACCCCUCAGAUACGCCAAGCAGUUCGAGCAGCAGCAGCAGUUCGAGCAGCAGCAGUAGCAGCAAAGGCGCAUCGUGGAUGGAGCUUUGCGGCCUGGUGCCACGAACGCGUCGCCGGAAGUUUCUGAAUGAUUUAUUGAAGCAGCAAGAACAGCAGAUGGAGGAAGAGCAACGGCUGCGCCUUCUGCACGGGCGAGGGCAUCUGGACGUGCAGUCUAUGCAUCCCAACGAAGUUUUAGGGGGUGUUGCAGCUGCGUCGCUCGCUGCCGAGAUCCAGCAGCGGCACCUCAAGGUGCUCUUUGGGAGUAGGAGUGGCAACAGCAAAGAGGCUGAGAAUCUACAACUGCGCGAGACCUAUGACGAUGAUUUUCUUCUGAGCAUUGAUGGCGAGCGCAAGCACUUGGCGCUGCUGCCGGACAAGGAGAUAUUUGGAGAGGAUCUACUAAAGGAGCUGCCGUUAGCUGCGAGUGAUGAGGCAUCAGAGGAAUUCAUAGGAGCACAAAUAUCUGCACGCACUGCACCACCAGGCGCAUCUGUUCAAGCUGAGGCACCGGCUUUGGAAACACGAGAAAACCAGCGUUCAAUCGACAAGGCCUCUUCUGGACAGACUGCAGCUCGAGCGCCUUUCGGAAAGGGUGCUGCAGGAGGCGCAUGCGCAGUGGCGGUAGGAGAGGUCACGCCGGCAGCAGCGCCUCCAACAGACGAAAGCUGCGCAGCAGCAGAUUCUCGAAUGGGGGCUGAUGACGAAUUCGAAGACUGCGAAAUCGAUCACCCCCUUCAGCAAGCGUCACAGCACCAGGAAAGGCAGCCGCAGCAACAAGAAGAGCGGCUGCUAAGCACGUGCAUUCGAGGAUGCCGGAUAAAUUUAGGAGGCCUGGGAAGCAAGGAGCUUUCCAAGCAGGGCGUUGCUCAUCAGCGGAGCACCUUGGCAGCAUCUCUGGAGACACGCACAGCAGCAGUACAACUGGCAACAGGGGAGGGAAAAGGAGCUUUUCGGCGCUUUUUGGCCAUGGAAGCAGCGGCUGCUCCAGAGAAAGCUCGGAAGACAGAUGUGACAGGGCCGCUUCCCAUACAGCUGCCACCAUUAGCGUCAGAAGCAGCGGCACCAGAAGAACGACAAGCAAGAGGGACGCCACGACAGAUUUCCGAAUGCGCCUCAGCAGCAACAGCGGCAGCCUGCAUUCGGAUAAAGAGCAAUCCGUUCUCUCCAAUGAGCGCUAAACGCCAGCGACAGGAGGAAUCCACAGAGCACGUGGCCACCGAAUUGCACGCACUUCCCCCUCUGCACUUGCCAAAGGUUCAAGAGCCUCCUGAACAGCAAAUGCAGCCGCAGCUGGUUCAGACCGCUGCGGUUGCGGAAGUGGUGAUUCGUGGCACCCCUGCAGACGCUGUUCACGCGUCUUCUGCGUCUUCUGCAUUUGCUGGCAGUGCGACUACUGAGGAGCAGCGCGAGCAGCAGCUAGAACGCCAGCAGGAGAAGCAAGCAACGAAAGACGACCAGGCCAAGGAGGAAGGAGACUUCAUGGACUUGUGGCUGAACGUGUUCCCUUACCUUCGGCAACACUUAGAAGAGCACAAGCACCAGGAGCGCAGACGGAAGCAGAGGCAGCAAAACGCUGCUGCCAAAUCUGCUGCUGCGAUUGGAAAUAUCACACCCACUAAUGACGCAGACACGGACCCCGAAGCAGCAACGGAGAGGGCAGAAAUUGAGGCUCUUCUUGACUUGCAACAGGCAGCUCAGGAAGCGGCAGCAGCAGCGGAUGAAGCAGCAGCAGCUGCUGCUGCAGCAGAAGCAGCUGCAGAGCAAGCCGUCCCCCCCCCUUGCUUGCAGACGACCCCGUCAGCAGCUUCUACAGCAGCUUUCGCGGCAGCACACGCGUGUGCAACUGCAAAGCCUCGCGCUGUCGAAGGCAUGGAUCCUCAGUGGCAGCAGCAGAAACUCCAGUACCAGCAGCAGCAAGAGAGCUUCGCGCAGGCUCUGGAUGAAGAGCGACAGGUGUUGCUACAACAACUGGGCAGAUUGCAGGCCCGUGGCGAUAUCGCGGAUGACGAAACGAAAGCCUUGCUGGUGGCGUUGCUUGAGGCCUUCGGAAUCCCUUACGUCGUUGCCCCUGCGGAGGCAGAAGCGACAGCCGCGAAGCUCUGUCAAGCUGGAAUUGUUGAUGCCGUGAUUAGUGACGACAGCGAUUGUGUUGUCUUUGGCGCGACGGUAGUGUACCGCCAUUUCUUUCGGUCCUCAAAGACAGUUGAGGCAUACGCGCAGCAGAAUAUUCAGGAGCACCUCCAGUUCAAUCAGCAACAGCUCGCCUGCCUCGCCCUCCUCUUAGGGUGCGACUAUACGACAGGUGUGCGUGGCGUCGGACCAGUGAAUGCAGUGGAGAUAGUCAAGCAUUUUCCGUCGUUCGAUUCGCUGUUUGGAUUCAGGGAGUCUUUCCCUCACGAUUUUCCUUCCAUCGAGGUCAUGGAGGCCUUCUUAUCUCCAGCGGCUUGGAUACCGACUGGGCCUUGCGUCUUCGCUCCUCCAAAUGUUACGGCAAUAAAGACCAUCCUCCUUAAGCGUACGAGCUUGUCUGAACAGCAGAUCGAGGAGACCCUGCUGCCUGCGGUGCAACGUUACACUGCACCAGGGGCCUUUAUGAGGCAGCAGCAGAUAACGGACUUCUUUCCUGUAUGCCGUGCAUCUGCCGCAGCUGCAAAGCCGCCAGCCUCACAGGCAGCGGCUGUUGCGGACUUAGAAGCAGCCACCUCAGGCGUAUCCGUGGAAGCAACAGCAAACGCGGCAUCUGCAGAUCUACCAUUGACCUUAUCGUCGUCAGCAGUACCAGAUACCACCGAGAAAGCCUUGCAACUGCAAGAGCAAGAACCUGAACAGGGGGAAGGAAUGCAAGACUUAGGGGCGGCAGGCCAGUACACGAGCAAACGCAUCUUAAGAGCCUUGGGCAUGCUGCAGCGCGAGGCAGCAUCCGAAAAGCAAUCCCCCCGAAGCAGAAGUCGCAGCAGAACAGCAGAAAAACAACGCCAGAGGAUGCGGCAGACAGAACCUCAGGGGGCACAAGAACUAGAUAAGGAGAGGUUGGAAGUCGUAGGUGCAGACGGCCAGGAAGCAGAUGAGGCUGCUGCUGCGGCGCGAGCCGUAUUAGAAGAUAUUCAAAAUAUUGAUAUCGAUGCAGCGGCAGAAGAAGCGGCCAUCAUGUUAUAA
This is a messenger RNA of Cyclospora cayetanensis, 3747 nucleotides long. RefSeq lists its product as uncharacterized. Gene Ontology annotation, biological process: nucleotide-excision repair. The transcript has 11 exons. Gene Ontology annotation, molecular function: single-stranded DNA binding; DNA endonuclease activity. The coding region runs from base 1 to 3747 and encodes 1248 amino acids. NCBI's taxonomy places the organism in Eukaryota, Apicomplexa, Conoidasida, Eucoccidiorida, Eimeriidae. Gene Ontology annotation, cellular component: nucleus. The record is from RefSeq and is a predicted model, not a curated record.